Mesorhabditis belari is the source of this 909-nucleotide messenger RNA. Lineage: Eukaryota; Metazoa; Nematoda; Chromadorea; Rhabditida; Rhabditidae. The record is from the annotation of a GenBank genome assembly.
AUGGCCGAGGAUUGUUUCCAUGAUGUUCGGCUGCAUUUCUAUUUGGGAAACUACCAGCAAUGUAUCAACGACGCUCAACGCCUCUCGGUGAAGAGUGAAGGGGGGAAAAGAAUUCGUGAUUAUUGGAUUUAUCGAUCAAUGGCCGCACAAAAGAAAUACAACGUAAUCUUAGCUAACUUUGAAGGUCAAGCUGCACAUGGUCUAAUUCAACCUUUGCUUCGUCUCGCUGAAUUUCAUGCUGGGAAAAGGACUGCCGAAGAAAUCUAUCAUGAGUACGUUAGUACGAAAAAUAAAUGGUCGGAAAAGGAAAAGGCCAUAUAUGCUACAAUAAUGCUUGAUGCUGAGAGACCAGAAGAGGCACUUCGUAUCACGUACGAAGACAAAAAUAUCGAGCUUAUUGCACUUUCGGUACAUGCCUAUAUUUUAAUGAAUCGCUUUGACAAGGCUGAAGCUCUUCUAAAAGAUGUCUUGCAAGACUACGAAUUUCAUCCGCUUUUUCAACAGGCAAAGGGCUGGCUUGCACUGGCAAUUGGACAGGAUACUGCUGCUUAUUCGGACAAAGAAACAGGGGCAUUAAAACUUUACUCUGAUUUGGUCCAACGUUAUGGAAACUCUGUUUCACUUCUGAUCGGCAAGGCGGCUUCACUUAUUUCGAUGGGACAAACUGAAGAAGCUGAAACUGUGCUUCAGACAGCGCUUUCUAUGGAUCCUCAAUCAGUCGAAGCUAAUGCUCUGCUUACUGUUUCGGCAUCUCAAUCAAGACUUCCAACGCAAAAUAACUCUACGCGCCAUCUCUUGAAGCAACUUCAAGUGCAAGCGCCCGAGCACCAAUUUGUCAUAGACUACAAGAAUGCCCACGAUCAAAUUGAUAAACUGCAAAUGGAGCCUAAUGAAGCUGAAUCGACUUGC